GUUUUUGGAUUGUGUUGUUUUGAUACAGUGUCCAGCUUUGCACAGUUCGCUCCGUUCGAUUGAUACAUGACAUCACGAUUUUCUUAUCAAUUUUGCGUAUCAAGAGUUUGGCUGUAAACUGAUAACGUGAGCCAAUGCACUGAGCUAGGAAAUUUCAUUGAACAAUAAUUGAACGGUUACUCGAAAAACGAAGAUGUGUUCUCCCAGUUGUCGUAAUGAUCCAGGUAAACGAUGGCAGAUAUAAAACAUGAACCACUGGAGGUUGAAGAUCAAGCUGGUAAAGAAUCCGUGGGAAUCGGUUGUGCGAGUGGAUUGACAGUGAUGGAAAGUUCCGCUCCGACGUCGGCCUGCCCGAUGACACGAAUAGAUUUGAUCGCUGAUAACAGUGGAACGAAUGGCCAGGAGCAAAAUCAGCGAUUAGCGGCUGACGGUGUGAAACUUGGGCUUAUGCACACCGAGGAGGAUCCACUACUGCAGGAAACGAUCAAUGCGCUGAUGAAUGGGACAGGUGGGAUCGAAGCCGUCGCGGGGAGCGGUACGGCUGAUGAGAUCGAUAGCGAGCGAAAUUAUGAGUGCAAUUUUUGCGGGAAGUUAUUUACAAGGUCAAAUACACUAUCUUAUCACCUGAAAGUUCAUAACGAUGAAAAACCGUACAAAUGUGGAAGUUGUGAUAAGGCGUUUCGGGAGCAGUAUCGUUUGACCAAACAUCAGAAGACACAUGCGAGGGAUUUUCCCGGGAAUGUUCAACAGGACCAAGAAGCAGAACAUUCUCAGGAUUCCAGCUUUCCGUCUACCUCCGGGAGGACAGGCGAAGAGGAGGAUUACACCACAGGGGAUAGUGAACGCUUCUUCCGAAGCUAUGAUCUUCAGGAAAGCAAUGCUGCCAUGAAGCUUGAACCAGAUAUAUCGCUCACCGUUGACGGAGCGUCAACCAAUCCUCCUACGCAAUCUUCCUCGGACAACGAUGUUCGGUACCAAAUAGUCGAAGAGCGUAUAAAAUCGCUCCAGCGAGAAGUACACUUGGUUAAUCAAAACCUGAAUCGUGUUGAAACAAAAUUGGAUGGGCUGACGAAAAUUAUUGCCCUCUUUAUAAACAAAUUCGAGGGAUCCGAUACACAUGGUCUUGCUCCCAACAAUAACAACGUUAUGAUUCCAAUUCCUCUCUUGCCGGUUCCAAUCGAAAAUCAUUCAACGAUUCAACCACAAGCUGUUCCGAUAACGGUGUCCCUUCCUCCACCGCCACAAACACAAUCUGCCCAACCCUUGCAAAUGAUACCCCAUCAUCCCACUCCGAUGGUAAGUGUCCCCGUGCAGCCGACACAGGCAACAUCGGGAAAGUCACAGCCGUACGAAUCUACUCCCAGUAGCGGCGUCAGCACCACCACAACCUUCAUCGGAACCGGAUGCAGCAAUAUUACCAGCAAUGGCAGUGCAUUACAAAACAAUAACGAUACAUUCCCCGAGAUACCGGAACUUCCGAUCCGGACCGUCAACGAUUUUCUUGAUCUAAACGAUCAUUGUACUGAUAACGAGCAGUUUUUGCUCCAAAUGAUGAUCCGGCUCCAUCAGGAAGUUGACAACUCUCAGCCCCAUCAGCGCAACGUGAAAAAGAUGAUGGAAGCGCUAGUGACGUACGAAGUGCUGUGCCAGUUCAGCUGGAGCGGAAAAUCCGCCAUCAAUGGCCAGUACACCAAGUAUGUGUUUGGAAAUAGCGUCGGCAUUAUCGAUUUGCUGACCAAAACGCUCAAUCUUGGCAGGAGCGACGAAGAGGCGGAAGCAAAUCAAAAGCUCAUCUUCACUGCCAUCCAGAGCUUCAUCAAACAUUCGCGGCAAAACAUGCUCCGGGAUAGCCGAAAGCGGCGGGAAUCAAGCAACGGCUUCUACAACACAUCGGCAGCUGCGCAGAGUGGCUGUUCCAUCGAUCGAUAUAUGAAGCAGAUUAAAUCCGAAAGACAUGAAGCAGGGUUCAAUCAGUUCUAGCAUCACAGACGGACAAGAUUGGACGACGAUUCGCGUGUUUCAUGAUUAACCACGUUUAUUAAUCACCUAGAGCCGUGGAAAAUCGCACAUCCCGCAGAUCAAGGUGCAACAAUGAUGAUCGAAUAAUUUAGCCCAAACUUUGGAAUAAAUAAUUCUACUACAAUAUAGAAAAAAAAACACUGUGCGAGAAAAAUACACAAAACCCCAUAUUCACUGUUUGUCUUCUAGCCGAAUCGUUGUCCCGCCGUUGUUUCAGUUAAUCAAUCAAUCAAUCGUUAACGACUCCCAUCCGAUAAAUCCGAAGAAGUCGUCGCGAUUUUUGUCGCUGGAAUGUGAUUCUCCUCGAAGUGAGUGCUCAACUCGUCGAAAUGGUCCAUACUGAAGUUGGACACGGUCGCACUGCCAACGGCCGGCGGGUUGUAGUUGACGAAAUUGCGGAAGUAGUGAUAGAAGCGACUGCCGCGUCUCUCCUGUCGCGAACGCUCUCGCUCAUAGCGGCAAAUCGUCCGCAGGUGGGGUUCGUAGUCGCAAUACGUGGACCGAGUGUUGAGCGUAUUGACGCCGAUGUAGGAGGAAAUUGUUCGUCUGGAAGCGAGAAAAAAAAGGAAUAUCGUUAUCAAAAAAUCGGGAGAAUGAUCACAAAAGUGUAUAGAAAAAGCUGAUGGGUCUGGGCCCAGGGGCACGGACAGGAUCUUGACAUAGAACU
Toxorhynchites rutilus septentrionalis is the source of this 2686-nucleotide messenger RNA. Its product is annotated as serendipity locus protein H-1-like. Gene Ontology annotation, biological process: regulation of transcription by RNA polymerase II. Gene Ontology annotation, cellular component: nucleus. The coding region runs from base 232 to 1980 and encodes 582 amino acids. The transcript is spliced from 3 exons. Gene Ontology annotation, molecular function: RNA polymerase II transcription regulatory region sequence-specific DNA binding; DNA-binding transcription factor activity, RNA polymerase II-specific. The record is from RefSeq and is a predicted model, not a curated record. NCBI's taxonomy places the organism in Eukaryota, Metazoa, Arthropoda, Insecta, Diptera, Culicidae.